Molecule: messenger RNA, 3039 nt
Organism: Psilocybe cubensis
Lineage: Eukaryota; Fungi; Basidiomycota; Agaricomycetes; Agaricales; Agrocybaceae
Exons: 8
Coding region: 1-3039 (1012 amino acids)
Biological process (GO): regulation of membrane potential; proton export across plasma membrane; intracellular potassium ion homeostasis
Cellular component (GO): plasma membrane
Molecular function (GO): sodium:proton antiporter activity
Source: RefSeq, a predicted model, not a curated record
AUGAACGCCUCUCCUGAUUCCCGCAUCUGCUCUAUUUUUGACUGCUGGUAUCGAGGUCUCUUCUUUGAGGUGUCGACACCACACAUUAUCUAUGCCGUCCUUGGGGCAUUUAUCGUUAUCUUUGGCAUGUUCUCGCUUUUCCUGCGUGAACGCCUGUACAUAGGAGAAGCCAUCUGGGCAUUCAUAUUCGGAGUCAUCAUCGGCCCGUACUGCGCAGACAUAUUCAACCCACGCGCGUGGUCGUCCUCGUCGGAUCCCAGCGUCAUUGAGCAGACGACGAACGAGAUCACGCUCGAGUUUACCCGCGUCGUGCUCGCCAUCGGCGUCUUUGCGAUCGGUGUCGAGCUCCCCAAGGCGUAUAUGCUUAAACACUGGAAGAGCCUGAUGUUCCUCCUGGUGCCCGUUAUGACCUGGGGAUGGUUCGUCUCCGCCGCGUUCAUAUUCGCGCUUGUUCCAGGGCUCAACUUUCUCUCCUCCCUCGCUGUGGCGGCCUGUCUUACACCAACGGACCCUAUCCUCGCCGCUGCUGUCGUCGGAGGAAAGUGGGCAGAUAAGCAUGUUCCAGCGCAUAUCCGCCACCUGCUCGCAGCGGAGAGCGGCUGCAACGACGGCGCUGCGUUCCCAUUCCUCUACCUCGCACUGUACCUGACAAUCGACCGUACGACGGGGAUUGCUGUUAGAGAUUGGUUUUUGGUUCUAUGGCUUUACCAAGUCAUCCUGGGCGUUAUCAUAGGCUGCUUCCUGGGCUUCGGGUUUAGACACCUCAUGAAGUUCUGCCAGCGGCACGACCUCAUCGACAGACACUCCUACGUCGCACAAUACGUCUCCCUUGCUAUGCUCACCAUUGGAGUCACCACGCUCCUAGGCUCCGACGACCUCCUCGCGGCCUUCUUCUGCGGCACCGCCUUUGCAUGGGACGGGUUCUUCAAUAAACAGACCGAAGAAUCCGUCUUCUCAUCCGUCGUCGACACGCUGUUCAAUAUCGCCGCGUUCAUCUACGUCGGCGCGUGGAUGCCAUUCAACAAGUUCAACGACGCGGCACUGACGCUCAGCGUCUGGCGUCUCGUCCUCAUUGCUUUACUCGUGCUCGUGCUGCGCAGGCUCCCAGUGAUGAUGCUGUUGUACAAAUGGAUUCCGGACAUCAAGACUUUCAGAGAGGCGGUGUUUUCAGGCCAUUUCGGGCCUAUUGGUAUCGGUGCGGUGUUUAUCUCGACGCUGGCCAUUGAGAUCCUGCAGCAUGCACGCGAGCACGCCGAGGCGGCUACGACAGGCAGCGGCGGGCACGAAGUGAAUGGCGACUUUGGAGAAGAGACCGACCAGAUGCGUCUGUUGGAAGACACGAUUCAGCCGAUUGUCGCGUUCAUGGUCCUGUGCUCCAUUACAAUCCAUGGGCUGUCAAUUCCUGGCUUUAGCUUGGGACGGCGUGUGCACAGUGUGUCGCGGACGUGGAGUCGGAGAGAUACGAUGACAAACACGAGCACACGCGGUGGAAGGGUCAGAGAACCCGAGUGGGCGACGCAGGCGCGCAGGGUGACGCGUGCAGAGGAUAUUGUUGUGAACAGGGAUAGAGACGACAUGCCCAGGCCUGCGCGGGACGUGGAUCUGGAGAGCGGGAUCGUCCUCGAGCGCGAAAAGUCCACAGGAAGUGGGAGUGGGAGUGGUACGAUUGACAACGAUAUCGACGAGGAGAAGACGGGGAAUGGGUAUAUGGCUGAGUCAGGGCUCAGCGGCGACACACGCGUUGCGUCGGCGACCCCUGGGGGUGAUGGGGUGCAUGUCGAAUUUGUGGAUAGUCCUGGCCCUGCGACGCGCAUUGGGACGCCAGAUACGACGAGGCCUGCUACGCCCUCUGCGGCUGCUACAGGUGGUUCUGGAAUUGGACUGGGAGGCUUGGGAGCCACCGUUGCUGAUGAUCAACAUCGGCAACAACACCGACAAGCUGAAGAUGCACACGCACAUCGCCAGCACCCGCAGAUAUUUGGCCAGCCGCACCAUGUACGACACCCUGAGCAGAGAGCAGCAUCUGAUAGAGAUUACGCACCUGAUGGAGGGCCUGUAGAGGACGAUGGCGAGCAGGAGCAUACGGUCGCCGAGUGGAUUGAGGGUAACCAGCGAGUGAUCGAGACCAAGAGAGGUCCUGGUAGCGAUGUUGAAGUUGUCGUCGUCGAUGAUGGUCCGAGUCGUUCAGGAGCGAAUGCUACGCCUACGGCGCGAUGGCAGGGGAAAGUACACGAACUUGAGCAUGAUGCGGAGGAUAUUGGACGCGCUAUUUCACGGCGGUUGAGUCAGAUUGGAACAAAAAAGGGUGCUGGACAUCGUGCCAAGGAGACUGAAGAAAAGGGGGAUAUUUUGUUAAGCCAGGCAAAGCAGCUCGAACAAGAACGGCAUCAACAAGAGAGGACGCAGGAGGUCGUACCACCAGCGCUAGCUACCGUAGGAGGGGACACAGAGGAGGAUUCGGAUGCUUGGGUGUCAGAUACCGACCCAGCGGCUUUAUCAGGCUCCAGAGCGAUCCCGCCGCGCACGACGAGCCCGACAAGCCGUGCCGCCAAGAACGCACAUGCUCGACGGGGGCCUCCUCAGCAUCCCAAGCCGACGCUAGGCAGAGCUUCCAAGCCGACUGGGCUCGCGCGCCCAGGGACUGCAGACUCGUUUGCGUCACUUGCGUCCAAUGCAUCGAGCACGAACGCAUCGCCGAGGGUGGAUGCUAGUGGAAAUGUUCUGCCGCCGCGCAACCAGCGCUUGGAGAAUAUACGCACGGGGACGCACUCUAGUCCUGGGACGAGGGAGAGCUCGCCGUCUAGGAAUGUAAGAUUUGUUGAUUAUGCUUCGCAAGGAAGGCCAGGAAGCAGUGGUACUUCUGUAUCUGCUUCUCAAAGUCAACAGCUGCCUCCACCGUCUGUAGGUGCGGCUGAAACUCCACUUGCUGCAGCAGGAGAUGAGGAGGAUGUUGACCCAGAUACCGGUGUCGGUGAAGAGAGAAAGGGCAGGAGUAGAAGCAAACGGAGGUUUAGGAGGAAAGGUGAUGAUAUCGUCUAA